UAUCUAUCAGUGAAUACUGUAAAGAGACUCAGAGCUCAAGUGAGCAGUACAGGGGCGGCCCGUCUUGGGGCUGGGGACCCAAGCUAUACAAAAAGGGGGUGAAUCCCCUUCCCCGACUAAACUGCAUAUAUACUCCCCGAUUUUAUACAGAUAUAUGACAAAGCCAAUAAACUGCAGUACUAGCGCACCUUGAACCGGCGUACACUCGCCUAGUAUGCGCUAAAAAAUGCCUAUUUUACUUUUUCUCAUAGACACGUCCGCCUCUAUGAACCAGCGGACUUAUUUGGGUACGACGUAUUUGGAUAUUGCCAAAGGCGCGGUUGAAAUAUUUAUGAAGCUGCGUGCCCGGGAUCCGGCUAGUAGGGGCGACAGGUACAUGCUGGUAACAUAUGACGAGCCACCAUACUGCAUUAAGGCUGGCUGGAAAGAAAACCAUGCAACCUUUAUGAGUGAGCUGAAGAACCUUCAUGCAUCUGGUCUUACUACACUCGGACAGGCACUGAGGUCAUCUUUUGAUUUGCUAAAUUUGAAUAGGCUGGUGUCUGGGAUAGACAAUUAUGGGCAGGGAAGAAAUCCUUUCUUUUUGGAGCCAUCAAUUUUAAUUACCAUUACUGACGGCAAUAAGCUAAGUAUACCCUCUGGUGUUCAAGAAGAGGUGAGUCGUUCUUACUGUGUGCGUACUCAGAGAAUGCUAAACCAAUGCUUAGAGUCACUGGUUCAGAAGGUGCAGAGUGGGGUUGUGAUUAACUUUGAGAAAACUGGCCCUGAUCCUGUUCCUAAUGGGGAAGAUGGUCCUUUAGAUGCACUGAGACCUGCCAAUUCUUUUGCACCACAAGCAUGGCAUAGCUGUCACAAGCUUAUCUAUGUGCGACCUAAUCCAAAAACUGGUGUUCCUGUGGGACAUUGGCCAGUUCCUGAAUCCUUUUGGCCUGAUCAAAAUUCCCCAACACUGCCACCGCGCACUGCUCAUCCUGUGGUGAGGUUCUCCUGUGUGGACUGUGAGCCGAUGGUUAUUGACAAGCUACCAUUUGACAAAUAUGAGCUUGAACCAUCUCCUUUAACACAGUACAUCUUGGAACGGAAGUCUCCUCAUACCUGCUGGCAGGUAUUUGUCAGCAGUAGUGCGAAAUACAGCGAGAUUGGACAGCCAUUUGGUUAUUUAAAAGCAAGCACCACCUUAACUUGUGUGAACCUCUUUGUCAUGCCUUACAACUAUCCUGUGCUACUACCCUUACUUGAUGACUUGUUCAAGGUGCACAAACUCAAGCCAACUCUGAAGUGGCGUCAGACUUUCGACAACUACUUAAAAACUAUGCCCCCUUACUUUUUAUUGCCAUUAAAGAAAGCUCUGCGGAUGAUGGGAGCACCAAAUCUGAUCUCAGAGAAUUUAGAUUGUGGCCUUAGUUACAGUGUUAUUUCUUAUCUGAAAAAGCUUAGCCAGCAGACUAAGCUAGAGUCAGAGAGAAUAAUAGCUUCUGUGGGAAAAAAGCCCCCUCAUGAGACAGGGAUUAAAGUGAAAAACAACUCCACUAGACUGCCUUUGGUUCACAACAGAGACUUUAAACAGCUGGUGCAGGGGACCUCCGGAGAGACACCCAUACGACUGUCAGAAAUAAAUGUUAAGGAGUUUGGUGGAUUUCAAAUAGGGCUCUUAAAUAAGGAUAUGAAGCCACAGACAUACAGAAAUGCCUAUGACAUUCCACGUCCAAACCUUUUAGAUCAAUUGACUAGGAUGAGGACCAAUCUUUUGAAAACCCAUAAACUAAUAGUUGGACAGGAUGAAGACUGUCUCCACAGUGUUCCUGUUUCUCAGAUGGGUAAUUACCAAGAAUACUUAAAGUUAUUGCCAUCCCCUCUUCGAGAGAUUGAUCCAGACCAACCUAAAAGGCUUCACACAUUUGGCAAUCCCUUUAAGCAAGAUAAGAAGGGUAUGAUGAUUGAUGAAGCCGAUGAGUUUGUUGCUGGGCCUCAGAACAAAGUUAAACGUCCUGGAGAUGCAAACACACCAGCUUCCCUUAAAAGAAGGCGCAGCAUGUCCCCCUUACUGCUCAGGCGGCCUCAAACGCCACCCAUCAUAACCAACCACGUUGGAGGAAAAGGGCCUCCUACAGCUUCUGGAACUCCAGCUGCACCUAACCUGAUCAAGCCAAUACCAAUACAUAAAGAUGCCAAUAACAUGCUAAUUCUGGAUGGUAAUGGGGAGAGAACAGAUAACUAUCAGCCUAUAGAAAAGCAAGUGGAUGGCCUGUCUUCGCUAAUGGUUCCUGCUGCUCUCGAUGACGAUAUGCUGCCUAAUGACUUUGAUUCUGUGUCUGAUGAACUGAACUGCUUUAAUGAGGAUAACUUGGACCACAAACCUGUAAAUAAUGCACUUGAUAAGGGAAUCCUUGAAAAUGAAGCACCUGAAGACGAAGGUCUGAUAACCAAUGAAUCCACUUCUAGCAUGUUGCUGCCAAAUUCCUUAAAUGAAAUGAAAAGUAUCAUUGAUGGGACAAAUGCAGAUAUCAAAGUUAGAGUAAUGAAAGAGGUUCGCAAGCCAGGCAGAAAUUAUGAGAAAAUCUUUGCUCUUCUUGAACAAGUUCAAGGACCAUUUGAGAUACAGAAAACUUUUUUUGAAUUCACCAUGAAAGAAGCAUCAAGGUUUAAAAAACGCGUCUUAAUGCAACACCUAGAAAGAAUGUUAUCAGAACUGGAGUUCAAUGGUUUGCCAAACAAUAUGAAUCACUUCAACAGCAGAUAGCAGUGUGUCAGAGACAAAAGGGACCAAGAAAGAGUUGUUGCAGUAGAAAGGAGACACGGUGACCUCCUUUAACACCUUGUACCUCGGGACACUUUCUGGCCAGGGGCAGAGGACAAGCAGCAGAGCAAAUGGUUUAAGAAGCUGAGCACUGAACUUCAGGGGACUUGCUAUGAACUGUGAGGCUUUAUCUGUGUGGAGGGUGCCGCCCACUGAACAGGCUGGAGAUUGCCAUUGGUGGCCCUCCUACAGGUGAUGAGCUUACUCUUUUGUCAGUUAAUACAAUUCCUAUGUUAGAGAAAGCACUUGGGGGAGCGAGCAAGAGGCAAAACAGUGCUCUGACACAGGGUAGUGUACAUAGAUGCAGGUGUUGACUAAUGAUUUGCACAUCUGCAAGUAUAUGAGGUAGCUUGUGCCACGAUAUAACCUUCUCAUUCUCAGAAUAGGUUGUAUCAGACACUUAGAAGCUGGCUUUCUUUGUUCAGGAAAGAUAGACAACCCUGUGACUGUCUUUCCAAUGAGUCAAUAAACAAUCUACCUCAGACUCUCUUCUGUUUUGUCUACAGACAUUAAGAAAGUGCACCUGAGACUCCCCAGGUCCCCGACUUCUUUCAUCCUGUGAACAGGACGGAGACUCUUCAGGUGGACUUGCACUCGUUGUGCUUUGGAAGCACUAGUAAAGGAAGUUUUUUCUUUCUUUCACUGUCUUUUUUAAAUAAAAUGUGUAUUUACUUUUAAUGUUCAUACAGAAAAGAAUAUUUUGAUCAAUAUUGCUAUGAGAUCAGUAAUUUGUGAUAUUUUAACUUGUAUAAAGAGGUUUUGAAACUUGUACAUAAAUAUAUUAUAUAAAUAUAUAUAUAUAUAUAAUAAAAAUGUUUUUAUUAAUUUUUAA
Molecule: messenger RNA, 3629 nt
Organism: Bombina bombina (fire-bellied toad)
Lineage: Eukaryota; Metazoa; Chordata; Amphibia; Anura; Bombinatoridae
Product: integrator complex subunit 6
Exons: 17
Coding region: 227-2740 (837 amino acids)
Biological process (GO): snRNA 3'-end processing
Cellular component (GO): integrator complex
Source: RefSeq, a predicted model, not a curated record